This is a messenger RNA of Phymastichus coffea, 1238 nucleotides long. Its product is annotated as prostasin-like. The record is from RefSeq and is a predicted model, not a curated record. The transcript is spliced from 4 exons. Bases 83 to 1018 code for a protein of 311 amino acids. NCBI's taxonomy places the organism in Eukaryota, Metazoa, Arthropoda, Insecta, Hymenoptera, Eulophidae. Gene Ontology annotation, molecular function: serine-type endopeptidase activity. Gene Ontology annotation, biological process: proteolysis.
CGUCCACAAUUACUCGAGUAGAAUUUGCGCUUUGGCUUUGAAUUUUUCGAGAUUAGUUUAUUUUUUAUUGAAAAUCACAAAAAUGACGACUGCAUUUUACUUUGUAUAUUGCUUCGCUAUUUUCAAUAGCAAACUGGUAUUUUCGAAUGCAGUACCAAUAAUGGGAUACCGCGUGCAGAGAGCCGAACCCCGCGAGUUCGAUUUCGUAGUCUCGAUCAGUACAAAAUCCGAGCCAGGCGAUUACGAAGAAGACCAUCACGUGUGCGGAGGAGCGUUAAUAACUACGAUGCAUGUACUAACAGCAGCGCAUUGCAAAUGUGAACGACCUAACACCGUUGAUGAUUACACUGUUAAAGUAGGUCAUGAUUUACGAAAUUGGGAAGCCAAUUUCAGUAUUGCGUCAUGGCAAAACUUCAAAAAGUGUUGUUGUGCUUUGCUCAAACGACAAAAUACGUGCUAUGACAUAGCUGUAGUUACGCUAACGGAAGACAUACGGGCGAAAAUAGCCAGACAAGUAGGAUUAGCAUUGCUAAACUAUUCACCGAUAGAAUAUCUAUACAACAAAAGUGUGACAGCUACUGGCUGGGGCGAAAAGCUUAAUGUGGAACACCCACGAUAUUUGCAAAAAGCAGCGAUGAGAACAAUAACUAGGGAAGAGUGCCAGAGGAAUAUCGACAACGCUCCAAAAGUUCCAGGAUUGGAUGGAAAUUUACGGACAAGACAUAUUCUGGAAGACGAUAUCAUUUGUAGUAAUGGUAAUCCAGUACCGGGAGAUGCACCCUACAUAACACUCGGAAACGGUGACAGCGGUGGUCCUCUUAUCAUCGAGAAUAAUCAAAUAAUGGCUAUUAAUCAAGGUAGUAUACCAGUGGAAGGUCCUCCUUAUAGAGCAUACGAGCAAUCAUUGCACGUUGUUUUUUCGCCUUAUCGAAAAUUCAUUGAAGAUCAAUUGAAAGGGACAGAAGGACAACGAGAAAUGUUUGGAUGUUUUGGAACAAGUUCAUUUUUACGUCUUUAAAAAGUUAUUAUAAAUGUACAUUUCUAUAAGUUAAGCUCGAAUACUUACAAGGAGCCAACAUUUUUAUCAGCAAGUGAAAAAAAAACCAAAAAAGUAAAUAAUUUGUUUAACUAUUAGAAAUGAUUUGGCUUUUAAUGUUAUGACAUCCUGUAGUAUAGAAGCAGAAUUUGAAGCCGAUAAGUAACGGGUAAUAAAAUGCAUUUAUCGCGUUGGUAAAUUA